Spodoptera exigua (beet armyworm) is the source of this 7582-nucleotide messenger RNA. The record is from the annotation of a GenBank genome assembly. Lineage: Eukaryota; Metazoa; Arthropoda; Insecta; Lepidoptera; Noctuidae.
UAAAUUAUUCCAAAUUUAGUGUAUUUUUAUAAAAUAAAUGCCAGAUCCGAUGACGCCAUCGAUAUAAAAUUCAACAAACGGUGUGAAGGUUGUUCGCCAUCGCUUACGUCUUACGUCGUCGUUGGCAGUGAACGGAACGAAGUGUCGUCGUAUAGAUCGCUCGCUGGCUGGCUGGCUGAAAAUAGUGAACCAAAGUAUGAGUUUUCGAAAUAUGUUCGAAUAAAAAGUGUGUAGUGAGUGACUGUCAUCCAGCAAGAUGGUUGAUGACGUGAAAGAUAUUACCGAAACCGCUGAAAGUAAAGCGUCGCAGGAAGCCUUAGAUCGAGCACGACUAGCCCGCGAAAGACGCGAGGCAGAACAGAGGAAACGUUUGGACGAGUUACGCGCACACGCAGCCGCUGCGCAAGCGCAGAGAGAGAAAAGAGACGAAGAAAGGCGUCGGAGACAGGCAGAGCAACGCGCUAAGGAUGAUGAGAGGCGAGUACAGGUUGAAGAACGCAAGCGCGCGAUAUGGGAGGCAUCAAUAUCGCGCCGCGAGGCGUUGCUGCAACGCGAACGCGAUCGGACGGAGCGGCUGGAGCGGCAGCGAGCUGCUCGCUCCGCUCCCCGGCCGGCCUUCGCAUUCGGCUCGUCCACACCUCGAUUGCUGGAGCCGGUAGACUCAGCUGGAUUCUUCUGGGCCGCGCGCAGGGCGGCAUCAACAACAAAUGUGAUGUUCGCGUCUGCGCCGCUCACGAGACGCGCUUCUGCGUUGCAAUUAGACACUUCAGACACUGACAAUAAAGAUGAGCCGGAGCGCAGUCCGGCGCCGGUGAUGUGGUCGUCGGUGGCGCGGCGGCGCACGGACCUGGUGCCGACGGUGCCCGCGCCGCGCGCGCCAGGUAGGGCCUACUCCAUGACGCGGCUCGACCGGCUGCCCGCCAGCCGCCCGCUGCACUCCGCCUCGCCCUCCAUGCAUCACCUCAACAGGGCUCAACCGCGGUCGGGCGACACGACCCCAGGCUCGAGGCCGGGGAGUGCACUCUCCAACGCGACCGCAGUACUGCGCCGACCUCACUCCGCGCCGAGGAAACCACGCCCCGCCUCCAUCGCAGGCACCGGUGUCAAUACGCCUAGAGGUGGUGUAGGCGAAUGUGUGGGUGGCAGCGCGGCGACGACGCCGAGCGUGUCCCGCGACGGCAGCGUGGUGGGGGGCGGGGACGCGCCGCGCCGCGCCACGCCCGCGCGCCGCCCGCGCCCCGCCUCCAUGCACGCCGCCAACAUGCAUAAGACGCCUCCGCCAGUGACGCCGGGUGAGGGCAAGCCGCCAGUACACAGAAAGCCAAAGCCAUCCAAAGAACACGAUAAGGGCGCGCGAGGCAAGUCGCUGUCAGCGUCCCCGGGCCGCACGCUGUCUCCCUCCCCCGCCCAAUCCAAGGACGCCAGCGUCGACAAGGAAAUCAGCAAGCCGGCGGUGGCGGCGGCGUCGGUGGACAAGCGGUCGGUGGACGCUCAGGAAGUGACCAGCAAGCUGGAGGCUCUACAGGUACACAACGGGGACGCACUGCCGCACGAUAAGGUAAACGAAAUCAAAGAAACAGUAGAAGUUAAGGAAGAAACGAAAAUCGAGCAAGUAACGGAGGUAACGAAACACGAAGAGAGAGCGAGCGAGAGGUCCGAACAGAAAGACAAGGAGGAAAAGAAGGAACCCUCCGUCGAAAAGACUGAAGAUAAUGAAAUGACCGCGUCGAUGACGGCGCGGCGUAUAACGACGGAGGAGGAAGCCAAGGCCGCGCUGGCAGAGCGCCGUCGCCGCGCCAGGGAGGAACUCGAGAGGCAGGCUGAACUGGAGCGACAGAGAUUGCAACGCGAAGCUGAAGAAGAAGCGGAGCGACAACGUCAGGAAGAAGAACGGCAACGUCGCGAGGAGGAGGAGGCGCGCGAACUGGCACAGCUGCAGAGGCAGAUGAACGAGGAGAAACUUAGGAAGGCUAUCGAGGCUCAACAACAGCUCGAACGUGAAGAAGCAGAGCGCAAAGCUCGCGAGGAAGCUGAGAGGCAGGCCAGGCUGAAGGAGGAAGAGGAGAAACGGAAGGCUGCGGAGGAGGCAGAGAAACUGCGCAGGGAGGAGGCUGAGAGGGAGGAGAAGGAACGACUCGCUAGGAAACAGCGCGUCGAGGCCAUCAUGGCCAGGACUCGGCUCAGGAAGCAGGCAGAAGAAGACAAGAACAAGCAGUCAGCUGCCCCAGCAGAGCCCACCGCGCCCGCGGCCCCGGCGCCCGCCGCCCCUUCAGCCCCAGCGGCCCCCGCGCCCCCCGCUGCGGGCGACGCCCCAGCCGCUGCGGACCGCGUGGCGCCCCCCGCAGCGGAUAACGGCAACGUCAGUGCCACCGCCGACCUACUCGGAUUAGACUUCGCACAGCCCCAAGAGAGUAAGUCUGUAGAAGUGGGUAGUGGGGAGCCCGCCCCCACCCCCGCCCCGGCCCCGGUAUCACACGACACCCCCAACAACGGCAACGUCACUGCCGACCUACUGGGACUGUCCGACCAACUCGCUACUGAGGACAAAACCGCAGAGCAGACGACGACAAUCAAACUCCCAACCAACGAUAACGCACCAAUAACCAAUACGCCAAUCGAGGCCAACAACGGUAACGUACAGCCGACCAACAUUGGCCACAUAUCCGCCAACUUCAUACAAACCGAACGUUUGUCCAACGAGAGCCAAAAGUUGGCCGACGUGCCCAAAAUAUUGGAGGACGAUUUCACCACGCACAACGGUCACGGGGCCACUCACAACCACCCCCUGACACUGCAGAAUGCGAUCUAAUCGUAUCUAGCUAAGGUUGUUUAUUGAAUGCAGUCGGUUUUCAUUGCGUAUAUAUUGGCUGAUAGUCGUGAGGUUGUGAUAGUGGCAUGCUAUUAUUGAUAGUGGAGGUAGGUAGGGUAUUUAUAUUGACAAUGAUUCUGUUUGGCUGCCAAGAACUUCCAAAGAAUAUUCCAACCAAGCGGUUUAAAUAUCUUUUUCAUACUCCUUGGUAGUCAAAUGAUACACGGAUAAGACUAGAGGGCAGCACAAGCUUGGCCCGUUUGUUGAAACAAUAUGUGUGUCUCGGUGCUUUGAAUUUUGUUCACACAUUAUUACUAUCUCUCAAAAACUAUUCUCAAAAAUUGUUUUUUGUUAUUCAUCGUUGGUGCUAGUUAACGUUUUUAGAUAGAAAUGUAAUAGUAACAAAUUAUUGAACUAGACAAAGUGACCGAUUUAGACUAGACGCUAGCUGAAAUAGUCCAUCUGCCUUAGCAUUUAUAAAUACGGAUAAAUAUUUUGUAUGAAAUCCCGAAUGUUCCAUAGAACUUUAAAUAUUACAACUAAAUAAACGUUUAAAUCGAUUAAAAAAACUUAAAAUUACAUGCAAAGACUCCGCUCGAGUUCGAAACUAGUCGGGCUAUCUUGAAACUUGAUUUUCCAUGAGGGUAACAGUUUUACCCUACGGUAACUAGGGUAAAAAACUAGAAGAAUGGGCGAUCUCUUCAAGCCAAUAUGUAUGCGUGAAAACGAGGUUUGUAUUUCUGUCACUCUACCAAUAACUAUAACACUAUAAACUAAAUAUUUACUAGAACUAUUUAUUUCUACUUAUAUUCAAAUAAAAAUGCUUUCUCCUAACUAUAUUCAAGUCUUUAUUACUUAAACACAACUUGGUUUCAGAACUUAUGCCCGGCUUCCGAAAGCCCGAUCAAUGUUAAAAUCAACUAACUAGGUGUCAAAUCUCUUGUCAAGUCAUCUGAUUGGUUGUUGAUAAUUCAGUCAACCAAUCAGAUGACUUGACAAGAGAUUAAAUUGAUUUUAACAUUGAUAGGCCUUUGAAACCGGGUUUUAAUUAGGCAAUAUGGUCGCCUGACAGUUCACAUAAGACUGACGUGACUUUAUACGAUAGUGGCUCCAUCUACGGUCGCAAAAAUGUGUGAUUGUGCGAAUUUUAAGUUAAUUCGCGGUCCGUUUAAUCUUAUGUAAUGAAUCCGUCACAUUUUAACGUAGCAUUGUAAUGUAUAAACCAGUUUUUUGUCCAGUGUUAGAUAGUAAAUAUAUAUUGAAAAUAAAAACUAUAACCUUUUUUUACCUGUACAAUGUUCUGUCUCCGCAAUAAGCUAUAGAAAUGAGCAAGACAGAACACAUUAUAAAGUUUGAAAAUUCAAGUUGUGUUUUAGUAAAAAAAAAGUAGCCUAUUUAUUUCACAGAGUGACAGAUGUAGACGAAGGCACUAAAUUAUUAUAAUAAUAAUAAUAUAUCAUAAAUUAAUGCAUUUAUUAUAAGUUAUCGCGGUAAACACUUGGUUUUACUUAUUAAACUGACAACAACAAUAUAAGCUUAUCAUGUACAUACGAUCAAUUUUGAAAGUAGUAUAGGCGAGGCAUCUAUCCAUGAUAUAUUUCAAAACACACAUAUUUUACCUAGAUUUAUUACAAUAGGAAUGAAAUUCUGACUUCUAUUCAAUGAAAUAAGGUCUAAAAUUAAACCGAACGUGAAACUAGUAUUACUGAUGGAUGGAAUAAACUUUUAAAAUCAUCAAUUUUUGAUGUUUUCGCUUCUACUGCUUUUCAAAACUCUGGUUGGCUAAUAGUUUUACUCGAAAAACUAAGAAAUAUGUUUACAUCAUUCAUUUACGAGUAAUUAGUAAAUUUCGUUAAUUAAUUUUCAAUCUUAUACUUUUGUAUUAAUGUUGAAAAUGUUUUAAUGAAAUUUUCAAUUUAUCGACCGAUUAUUAAUGUCCAGAUUUCUGGACCAAAGAUUUUUCCUAAAUUAAAAACCAAUACGCAUUGUUCAUAAUUUUAAAAUUUGUAGUCGAUUCGAUCGCAAUAAAAUAAUUUAGACAACCAAUAUUUAGUGGUAAGAUUAAAUAUUCAAAACAAUGUGUGAUUUUAUUAAUUGAAAUAUUAUAAUGCCAGGCCGCUAGAUUUUGUUUUCUGUUACUUUAAUUUUCACACUUAAACCACUCUUAAUAAGACACAUAUUUGCAAAUGUGUCUUAAUUGCCGAGCGGUUCAAGUAGAAUCGUAAAAUACAAAAUAUAUUUUGUAAUACAGAACAAGCAUAAUAUUUAUUCAAUGCUAAAUGUUAGUAAGUAAAAAAGUAUAUUUAAAAAAACUACGACCUUUUUAGACGGAUUUGUUUUUUUUUUUCAUAGACGUUCUUUAUUCGAAAUUCCGUCUCGUCAUUAGUGUUGUGUGAUACGUUCUAAAUAAGUUCUAUUUUUUAUUUAUAAUAUAGUUUUUAAUUCGCUUACUAGUAGUAAUUGUGAAAUUAGAAAAGCGCUGGCAAUUAAUGAAGGAAAUGUCGGAAGAAUGAAUUGGUAGAAAAAGAAUAAUAAUCAUUAACAAGAAAACAAUGAAUUCGAGCAUUUAACAGGAGUUUACGUAAUUAAUUUUUAUUAAAAGACAAGUGAUUGAGCCAAAUUAGCUCUACGAAAUAUGUAACUAGACAUCAAUUGUUACACUAUCAAUCAACGAUAGUCUAGAUUCUCAUUACAAAGAACGAACCAGUACCAUGCAUGGUUGGUAAAAAAUAAACACUAGAUAAAACCAAGGCAUGUUCAAAAUAAAAUGCCGUAUUUGCGAGACCAACUGCAAAAUACAACAAACUUAAAGUUUGUUAAUCAACAUUUUCCAUAUUCAAUAAUAUAAUAAAAGAAAUAUUUACCUAAGUAAAGUGUAUAGUUUCCUGUGUUUUAAAUAUGAAUCAAGUAUCAAAAACAAAGCUUAAUAAUACACGCACACGCAUUGUUGAAUAUGGAGAAAUAAAAGUUGAAACUUAACUCCGGAACUAUAGUUUGUUUUCUAAAUAAACAAUAUAAUGUAACAGUAUAUAUUAUAUUUGGAGUCGAUGAAGUUAUGCUUAAUAAAGUUACGAUAAUGUAAUUUAAGUUAUUUAACAAGUUAUAUUAUACAAAUUUUUGUAUCAUAAGUAGAUAGCAUUCAAUGUUAUUCGGCUUUUUAAAUGAUGUUAAAGAAAUGUCUAGUUAUUUGAUGUCGUUUCGGUUGAUAAACGAGGUUACAAUGGGUUGCGUUAUUAUUACUUUCUUCAACUGAACUAAGUAUCUAACAGUUUAAUAGUUAUUGUAUAAAUUAAUUAUUACGUCAAAUGUUUCAGUUAUGUUUUCAUAUAAAAGUGUUGCUGACUAUGUGUUAAGAUUUUUAAACUUAGCGUUUCAAUUCUUUUUUUAUGAGUUUUCUAUGGAAAUGUAACUAGGACUGUCUGACCCGGGAGUUGACUCCCCCUAACUGUAUAUUAUUCCAUAAUAUUUUCUUUCACAUAAUAAUAAUAGUAGUUUUUUCCAAUUCGACCUCUGUUCUGUGUUGAAUACAUUGUUAUGUGUUUAGCGAAAAUAAUUAGUUAUUGAAAUGUGAAAGGGUUUAUCUUGUUUUAGGGUGUAAGUCGCACUACUAUUACCCUUCCCUGAUUAAAUACAAUAAUGUCGUUUGUGUAUGCAAGAUAUAUAUCCCAAUGUGUUCAACACACUUCAGUGGUACAUUGACAGCAACUGUCACACAACUGUCAGCUUGACACAUGUUUGACAGCUGUCGUGAAUGUCAAAUUUAACAAAUCUAUCAUACGAUUUUUGCUUGUAGGUAAUAUUUGUACGAUUUGUGUUUUAUUUUGCUUAUACAACCACUUUUAAUCGUUCAAAUUAUAUAAAAAGAAUCAUGUAGAUGUCUCACGGCCUUAUAAUUAUUAUACAAAUGAGUUGAACAGAAUGUCUCGUCCGCUAGACUUCUUGUGCUGUAUUCUUCUGAAAUUAGUUGCAUCUAUUUCCAGAUAAACUUAGUACAUUCGAAUGUAUCUUACGGCGGGCAAACUGUUCUGGGAUGUACUUGAAAAACAUUGAUAUUUCGUAUUUAAUAAUUUGACAGUAACGAAGACAUUCGUAGAUAUAAUCUUGCCAACUUGUUAUCAAUGAAAUUGGAACUCGAGAUAAAUUUCAACUGUCAUAUUGUUCGGUAUGGAUGUUGAACAAUGUUUGUUCAAGUAUAUCAAAUGUAUAAUUUGUAAUAUUUUAUUAAAUUAACCAGUGUGACAGGUCGCCCUCGAUGCCAAGUCGACCCUCAUGUUCCAUACAUAGUCUGAAUGUUAUAAUUAUAAGUUUAAAUGAGUUGACGAACGCCACAUGUUGCGUAUAAAAUACAUACUAUAGGUACAGUGAACGCGACAAGAAUACCAAAAUAAGCUAGUCGAAAAAAUAUUAUGUAAUUAUUGAAGAGAUGUGCUAUUAAAUUAUUUUCAAAUUCAAACUAAAUUUUUCGUUUUUAAGUUAUGUAAUAGUAGCAUUAGUGAAACAAGUAUGGCGGCCUGUCACACUGCACUCGCGCAUGUAUGUGUGUGUGCGUGUGUUUGUUGUAAGUGUGUGUGUAAGAAAGAGGUCCUCAUCGGUACGGUAAGUCGUUGAUGGCGAUGUGUUUGUUAUCAUACAUAGGUGGGCAAGGCUUUGUGCGUUAUGUAACUACUGUAUUACGUUUAUAAACAUCAUGGAUUUAUUAAAUGAAACAAUUUUAAUACGAAAAAUAAAUACAAAGAAGUUAUUUUGUGUUUUUAUUGACUUUUUUUCCCUGGG